AUGAUCGCCGAGAUAUUCCCUAACGUAUUUUUGGGCGACUUCGCUUCAGCAGCUGAUGCAGCGCGGCUUCGCUCUCUCGGCAUCUCGUCGGUUCUGUCCUGCGGGCACCUGCACCUGCCCUGGUGCUCGGACUGUCGACUCUGCGCCUCCUGCUCCUCAACUCGUUCUUCUUCCUCGCCCGACUGUUCCCUUCUCUGCGCAGACGGCGCGCCCUUCUGUUUGCUGCGCGGCGCGGAGGCCUCUUUGGCGACUGCGCAUCGAGACUCCCUCACAGGACAGCGACACCACACGCGCGCGACUCGCGCUCUAGACGAGUCCGACGCGUCGCUGAGACAAGCUGACGCUGGACUGGCCGAGCGCGCUUCAGCGACCUCCAACUCAAGUGGUAGGAGCCGCACAUGUUUCGUUCGCCAAGAGGACAGCUUCGAAGGCAACCGCGAAGAAGCGGCCGCAGGCGAGGUCUGCGAAGCUCAAAGCGAGUUCUAUCCCACCCCUCAACAGGCGCAUGCGGAUUCCAUUGAGCAUCUGCUGCUGAGCCUGGAGGAUAGAGAAGACGAGGUGCUUCUUCCUUUCCUGCCGCUCGCCAUCCACUUCAUUCGCGCCGCGCUGCAACCUCGACUUCGCGCGCCGGUGCGGCGCGAGUCGCAGCUCCAACUAGAAAACAAAACAUCCGACAACAUCUGCACUUCUCUUGGCGCGCGAGAGCGGCACAUACAAGAGGGAGAGUGCAACGCCGACACGGCGAAGGAAAACGCGACGGCCGCCGAGGAAAUUGUCGAGCGAGGAGCUGCGGAGACCCGUGCGCUCGGCCGCGUUCUGAUUCACUGCCACGAAGGCAUUUCGCGGAGUUCUGCCGUCGCUGUCGCCUUUCUGCUCGCCACCGCAGCGACAGGGGGACAAAAGGAGGGUUAUUUAAAAGGCGAGUCUGCCGACAGUUCGGGGGAAGUUUCAGAACUUCCUUCUGUCGAGGCGAUCCUCGCGCGCGUGUGCGCAGUCUACCCUGCGGCCUGCCCGAACUCCUCCUUUCGCGCGCAGCUCAGCCUCUUCGCGCGGCUUCGCUGCUCUCUGCAGGGAAACACGCCUGAGCAUCGCGCGGUGCGUCUUGCCCUAGUCGGCCGCAAAAGGCUCGGAGGCGGCGACGCGCGCAGCUUGCUGCUCUCUCAAGGUGGAGACACGCGCGCGGAGGCGGGGAUUCGGCGGAAACAGGAGCAACGCGUCGCGCGCAAAAUGCAUCGGAUGGAUGGAGAGGCUGCCGCGCAGCCUGCGGUAGGCGCGGAAACAGAAAUCACACUGGAGCCGCGCGAAGGCGGAGAGGCAGAAAGUUCUCGAGCUCCCGAGGGGGCAGACGGCUGCCAUCAGGCGCGUUGCAUGUACGCCUGCAGGCUCUGUCGCCGAGUCCUCUUUGCCGAUGAGCACAUCGUCGCCCAUAAUCGCACUGAUAAGGCAGCCACGAAGGGAAUCCCACUUCCCUCGCAGCAGAAGGCCUGCAACAUGGUCUUCGUGGAGCCGAUGGACUGGAUGGAGAGCGUUCGGGAGAUCUCGGGAAAAAUCAUCUGCCCGACGGAGCGAUGCAAGGCGAAGUUGGGCGUGUGGAGUUGGCACGGCCUGCCCUGCAACUGCGGCACGUGGCAGAGUCCGGCCUUUCAAAUCCAGCUUCGCCGAGUCGACAAACUGCCUCGCGACGCAGGGGCGGAUGACUUGCAGAUUCAAGGCAUUCUAUGA
Messenger RNA from Besnoitia besnoiti, 1722 nucleotides. RefSeq lists its product as uncharacterized. Gene Ontology annotation, molecular function: protein tyrosine/serine/threonine phosphatase activity. NCBI's taxonomy places the organism in Eukaryota, Apicomplexa, Conoidasida, Eucoccidiorida, Sarcocystidae. The coding region runs from base 1 to 1722 and encodes 573 amino acids. The record is from RefSeq and is a predicted model, not a curated record. Gene Ontology annotation, biological process: protein dephosphorylation. The transcript is spliced from 7 exons.